CGCUCAGCUCAGUUCUUUACUUCCAAUCGUCCCGGACAUAACACAACAGUGCUGUGACUGUGUUGUAAAAGUAAAUAGGUAAAAAAAAAAGUUAUAAUGUCAGCGUCCCCGAUAGCAAGACAAGCGACGCACAGCCAGGCGAUCCCUUCGCGGAGGGUGCUCAUCACAGACCCUUCGCAGAUGCCCGAUGUAUACUCCAGCACACCUGGAGGCACAGUCUACUCCACUACCCCUGGAGGAACCAGAAUAAUCUACGAGAAAUCCUUCAUGAUGUCUUUACGGCAGUCUCCGAUCUCACAGACACCACCGAAAUGUUCGCUACCGGCCGCUCUGCUAAAGAACCCAGGGUCGGUACCACACGCCACCACCCCUGUCAAGAACUCAAGGUCAAACUCCAUCUCCUUCGACGAGAGCCAGGAGACCUUCAGUAUGGAUCUCUAAAUAGAUGGAGCGUGUUGGUUAACUAGUGGGGUUAAACCUUUUGAAGCAAGUUCCUAUGUGGUGUAACCCUAUUAAUUGGGUUCUUUUGUCAGUUUUCAUCAAGACAGGAUUAUCGUUACUCGCUCAUCUGUCAAUAAUUUUAAAAAAAGCUCGGUAAAAUAAUUUAAAACCCAGCCCAGUGAUUAGUUAUCAAAAGCUUGAUACAUACAGAACCGGGAAAGCGGGUUAAGCCGGCCGGGGCGCGGGAUUUUGUUUGCGGUUCCAGCCGAACAAAACCUGGCCCGAUUGUUCCGUUUCUCCGAUUCCGUGUGGCAAAAAAGGUAAAAAAUCCAUAUCACUAGUUUUCCAAACAAAAAUGCUUGCAUCUACCUCUAGUUAUUAUUAACAUAAAUUGUAAGUAGGUUAAGCGUGACUGAACAUUUGCGUUCGAAACGCAGUCCUUUGCUACACCGCAAAAAAUAAAUUAAAAAACAAAAAAUAUUAUUAAAAUAAAAAAUAAAAAGCACAAAAUAUAUAAAUAAUAAAAAUAUAAUACGAAAAUUCUUAAUGGAAUGGAUGAGCAAGUGUGAAACCAAAUAAAAUAGGUGACGAGAAAAAUGUUUAGCGUCCUCUCUAGGUCAAAAUGGGAACUACUUAUAAUUUAAAUUUAGAAGAUGUUUAUGUGUCAAUAUUAUCGUAUUCCAAAGUGGUCUAUACUUACUACAAUUAUUACUUAAGUAAUCUAAUUGCAAUGACAAAAGCAAUAAAAUAUAUCACAAGACUGCUCAAAUAAAAACUUCAACUUGUGUAAUGUUAUCAAUUUUAUUUGAGUAGUUAGUUCCGUUUUCGGCCCAAAGAUGGCGCGAAUUUUUCAUUGUCAAAUUGUUGUUGUUAUAAAAAAGUGGCAAAGGACAUAAUUGUAAAUAUUUUAUUUUAUCUGCCUAUUAUAAUUGCGUUUGACGCACAUUUGUUUAGGUGCUGAGUAUUGCAUUCGUAUUUUUUAAAUUCUUGACUUAUGCAGUUACUAUUAAAUGCUAAAAAAUAUUCAAAAUUUAAUUGCUAUUUUUAAAAUAUUUGACAUUAUAAAUGAUCACAUAAUUAGGCAUUUAGGAGUAAACUGAUAGGCUGAAUACUUGGAAAUCAUGUUGAUAUUAGGUUAAGUACAAUUUUUAAAAUGAAUAGUUUAUAUCUAAUCGAAUUAAUAAUACUUACUUAAAACUAUUUAAAAAUAUAUUAAAUUAACUUUUCGCAAUGUUGAUAAUUUGAUAUUAAGAGAUCUUUCACUUUAAAUCAUACACACAUAAAAUCAUCGUGAAAAAUUCUUAUCGAAUCAGUUUUAGUAUUAUAUUUUGCAUGUGAUUUUCAAGUAUUUUGUUGUAGUCGACAAAAGCAAGUGCCAUGAAAAGAAGUUAAUUUUCAACAAUAAUUCUCUUCUCUGUGGCGGUUGCUGAAAUAAAGACUUUAUGUAAGUAAUCUCCCUUUUAUUGUUGCUUGAGUCGAGAUAUUACACGUAGAAUAAGAAUAGGUAUCUACUUAUUGGUCACACAAUGUUGAAAAUUGUAUUAAGGUAGCCGUUACACAGUCAGUCAGAUCACGAUCUAUGAUGUUCUUUUGUAUGGAUUGGGAGGUCACUAUUAGACUUUACCAAGCCUUUGACCGGCGAAGUAGUUACUGCAAUACAAUAUGCGGGUUAUCACGAAAUCAAAAAAGGCACAUCAAAAAAAGUAAAGAAUUUCAGCAAUCCUGGUGACUGUAUCAUUUAUUAUUAAGCCGUCGACUUACCUAUUUUAUUUUGAUUUUAAAAUCUCCGUAAGAUCGGUAGCUACCUCACAAUUUGAUGGACAAUGUGGAUCAUACAUCAAUCGUGAAAAUUUUGUUUGCAAUUUUGACUUACAGUGUAAUGGCUACCUAACUUUUUUAGUAAUAUUAAAUGAAAUGUAUGCAACGAAAAGUAUUUUAAAUAUUUUUCUGAGUAAUUGUAAAGUUCCAAAGCAUUUAUUAAAUACAAAAGUACAUGUUUGUUAGUAAUUAUAGUAUAUUCAAGACUCUCUAAUGAAUAUUGUUUGAUAUUUCUAUAGAGGAUGUUAGUGUGAGAGGAGUUAAGUGUUUAUAUUACAAUUUUCUUCGACUGCCAAUAUGAAAAAAUAAAGAAAAUGUUAAUUAAA
This is a messenger RNA of Pectinophora gossypiella (pink bollworm), 2585 nucleotides long. RefSeq names its product eukaryotic translation initiation factor 4E-binding protein (gene Thor). Gene Ontology annotation, molecular function: eukaryotic initiation factor 4E binding. NCBI's taxonomy places the organism in Eukaryota, Metazoa, Arthropoda, Insecta, Lepidoptera, Gelechiidae. The record is from RefSeq and is a predicted model, not a curated record. The coding region runs from base 97 to 441 and encodes 114 amino acids. The transcript is spliced from 2 exons. Gene Ontology annotation, biological process: negative regulation of translational initiation. Gene Ontology annotation, cellular component: cytoplasm.